Molecule: messenger RNA, 3484 nt
Organism: Xiphophorus maculatus (southern platyfish)
Lineage: Eukaryota; Metazoa; Chordata; Actinopteri; Cyprinodontiformes; Poeciliidae
Gene: cpdp
Product: deoxyribodipyrimidine photo-lyase-like
Exons: 10
Coding region: 475-1995 (506 amino acids)
Biological process (GO): photoreactive repair
Molecular function (GO): deoxyribodipyrimidine photo-lyase activity
Source: RefSeq, a predicted model, not a curated record
CUGUCUGCGGGUCAAAUUUCUACGAAUUAUACGCUAAAAAUUAGCAAGGGUAAGUAUUUUUUACAGCCAUCUUGCCAUACAAUACUGAUGCCAAGGACACCGAGUAAUUAGACAAUGAGCUUGCCAUACUUUAUGACCGCUGGAGCUUUCUCAGAGGCAUGACGGGACGUGUAGUCAAAUCCAAUGAAAACAGUGUUACGAAAGCUGCCACCAACGUGCUCAUGUAAGUGGUUGUGUAAAGCGGAGGAGGUUACGCGAGCGGCUGUUUUCUGUUUGCUUCCUUGUCUUUCUUCCAUUAAAAUGAGCUUUCACGACUGACUGCACCUAAAAAGGCCGCCGGUCCUGAAGGCUUCCGCCGUGUAUGCUGCUCCGUGUGUGGAAAAGAUCUCACCGCUAACAGCCCUGAGGCUCGCGCGACUCCCCAGUCGGGCUCGCGGACCGAAACUCUCCUUCGCUUCGUUCGGCGGAGUCACCAUGUCGGAGAAAAAACGCAAGGCGCCGACAGCCGCGGGAGGCAAGGAGCCCAGCGCCAAGCAGCCGAAGCUGGAGAAGGCGGAGAAAGCCGCGGGCUGGCUGCAGAGCCUGGUGAAGCGGCAGAGGGAGGACACGAAGGACACGAAGUUCAACGAGAAGCGCCAGCGGUUUCUCACCGACACGGAGAAGAUGAAGCAGGGCUCGGAGGGGGUGCUGUACUGGAUGCAGAGAGACCAGAGGGUGCAAGAUAACUGGGCCUUGAUCCGUGCGCAACAGUUGGCUGCAAAGGAAGAGCUCCCCCUGCAUGUGUGUUUCUGUCUGGUGGUCCCGAAAUCGGAGCUGUCCACACUGAGACAUUACGCUUUUCUGCUGAAGGGACUGCAAGAAGUCGCAACGGACUGCAAGCGGCUGAACGUCCAGUUCCACCUGCUGCGCGGGGCUCCGGGGGAAGUGCUGCCCGGCUUCGUGUCUGAUCGCGGUCUGGGCGCCGUGGUGACCGACUUCUCCCCCCUCAGAGAGCCUCAGCAGUGGCUGAACGACGUCAAAAAGAAGCUCUCCAAGGACAUCCCCCUCAUACAGGUUGAUGCCCAUAACAUUGUUCCCUGCUGGGUAGCUUCACCCAAGCUGGAGUACGCUGCCAGAACCAUCAGAGGAAAAAUCACCAAACUUCUGCCUGAGUUCCUCACUGAUUUUCUUCCUGUAGAGAAACACCAACACACUGCCACGAGAACAGCCAAACCUGUGGACUGGGAGCAGACCCUGGCCUCCCUGGAUGUUGACAGAACAGUAGGGGAGCCUCAGUGGGCCAAGCCCGGCUCGGAAGCCGGCAUGGCCAUGCUGGAGUCCUUCAUCGAUGUCCGCCUGAAGCUGUUCGCCACCCAGCGCAACGACCCCAACACGGCCGCUCUCAGCCAGCUCUCCCCGUGGAUCCGCUUCGGCCAGCUUUCAGCCCAGCGUGUGGCACUGCAGGUCCGGCGCUGCGGGAAAAACGCCAGCGAGUCUGUGGCCGCCUUCAUCGAGGAGCUGGUGGUGCGCCGGGAGCUGACCGACAACUUCUGCUUCUACAACGAGAAGUACGACAAAGUGGAAGGUGCUUAUGAGUGGGCCCAGAAGACCCUGAAGGACCAUGCCAAAGACAAGAGGGACAACAUUUACACCCGGGAGCAGCUGGAGAAAGCACAGACACACGACAAGUUAUGGAACGGAGCUCAGUACCAGAUGGUAGCGGAGGGGAAGAUGCACGGUUUCUUGAGGAUGUACUGGGCCAAGAAAAUCCUGGAGUGGACCCGCUCGCCAGAGGAGGCGCUCUCCAUCGCGCUCUACCUGAACGACCGCUACGAGCUGGACGGUCAGGACCCCAACGGCUUCGUCGGCUGCAUGUGGUCCAUCUGCGGCAUCCACGACCAGGGCUGGGCGGAGAGGCCGGUCUUCGGCAAGAUCCGCUACAUGAACUACAAAGGCUGCCUCCGGAAAUUCAACGUAGCUCAAUUUGAGAGGAAGUACGAUCCCAAAAAGGCCUGAAGCACGGUGCGCUUGAAAGAAUGUAGAGGAAAUGUUUGAUGAGCUCCAUCUCUUACAUUUUCCCUCAGGGUUCGUUUUUUAAUGUCUUUUAUGCUGUGGAUGUUUAUUCUUAUCUCUGAAGCCAUCCAGUAUGCUAUGUUGGGCCUUUAUUUCCUUUAUUUUCUUUUAAACUCCACCAGCUUAUACAAACUAUUUUGCAGGACGUAUUAAUUUUAUAUGUUUUAGAAGCCUGUUUCUGUAUUGUUUUGAUGCCGCCUUUGGAGUCACUGUUACAGCUCUCGUGUUUUGUUUUUUUUAUCUAUAUUUUUUGGCCUGUAUGAUUCUGUUUGCCAAAAACAGAUCAACUAUAGAGAAGUUUGUGUUUAUGUGUUAAUUUCAGGAACUGCAUCACAGAUUCUUUAGUUAAGAGCUUAUUCCCAACCAAGUUAAUUCUUCUAGUACUUAAACUCAAAUUCAAAAAUACCGUAUUGACCCCAAAGGGAAAUUAGACACUGUGGCAACUCUUAUUAAUUAAAAAAUAUUCAGUUACAGUAGAUGGUGAUGUCUGUGGGUUGGAAAGAUUGCCUGUGAUCUUCUUCAUCUCUGUCCACUCGUCGCUGAUGUUGUUCCUCUGCAGUUUAUUCUCCAGCUUCCUCCCGAAUCCUCAAAAACUCCCCGUCUUGCUCCUCAAAGGCUUUUCUUUUUUCUUGUUUAACAGUGAUCCGGGGUUCAUUAUUAGGGAAACAUCUCACGGUUCGGCUGGGGAUGGUGUUGUCCACACAGAGUUUUAGUUGGUCACACACUCAGUCCUCAGUUGUUGACGUUCUCUCCUCUGGCUGGCAAAGAGCGAUCCGAUCUGUUGCUCCUUCAGCUUCCUGUGACCUCUUUCUGUCUCUGAACAAGAGGUUUAUACUUAGAGCAGAGAAAAACGGGGAUAUAAGUAGCAUAUAUGCACCUUGUUACCUUUGUGUUUUCUAAAUGUCAAUCCCAACCAACAGCAUUGAUUUUUAUGUUUUUUUAAACGAACAUGAAUAACUGGCAGCAACAACAAUUAAUGGGCGAAAAAAAAACAACUCCUUCGUCAAACACAAACUGAUAUGAAACCGUGUGUCUAUAUAAGGAAUCCUGUUUCAGUCCAAUUAGAGAGCAAGCUUUCAUUCAGCACACAUGUAAUUAAAGAAAACAACACCCUCUCCAGUCCAGCCUAAUUAACUGCACUGUUAGCGGUGGAUAAAAACAGUCUCUAAAGGAGGCGCUGCAACUGAAACCAGUUUGCUAAUUAAAAUAGGAAUCCCCUCGUGCUCCCCUUGUUUCAGAGGGAAAAAAAUGCAUAUUCUCUAUAGAUAUUUUUUAAAUAUUAACUCGUUGAAGCUGGGGAAUCUACAGUUUUAUGGAAUAUCUGUCUAGAGUAGAGGGAUUAACGGUGAGGCUUUAAUCCUUCUGGUACCCUGUUGGCACUGCUGAAGUAAAUGUUGCGUUUGUUCAAUUAAAAUUUGGACAUGACUUAUAA